AUGGAAAUUACAAUAGAUAAAAAUUUAGAAAUUAGUGAUAUUGAAAAUUAUCAAUAUCAAGAUAAUUAUAGUGAUAAAAAUAAUCAAUAUGAUGUUAAAUAUGAUAAUGAAAAUUAUCAAUACAAUAAUGAAAAUAAUCAAUAUAAUAAUGAAUAUGAUGAUCAAUUGGAAGAGAA
Molecule: messenger RNA, 176 nt
Organism: Dentiscutata erythropus
Lineage: Eukaryota; Fungi; Glomeromycota; Glomeromycetes; Diversisporales; Gigasporaceae
Source: the annotation of a GenBank genome assembly